This is a messenger RNA of Uloborus diversus, 4344 nucleotides long. RefSeq names its product protein BTG2-like. Bases 324 to 962 code for a protein of 212 amino acids. The record is from RefSeq and is a predicted model, not a curated record. Gene Ontology annotation, biological process: negative regulation of cell population proliferation; negative regulation of mitotic cell cycle. The transcript has a single exon. Lineage: Eukaryota; Metazoa; Arthropoda; Arachnida; Araneae; Uloboridae. Gene Ontology annotation, cellular component: nucleus; cytoplasm.
CUAGGAAAGAGGUAACUGCGCAGGCGGGCUUGAGAGAGCCGCUGUGUUAACAAUUUUGCCGUCCAGAUAUUGCCGGGUAACAAGCCUACGGAAGCAUAGGAUCGAUCAAGUGAUAAAGAAAGAGCGACUUGUAACUGUGAUGCCCACUGAGCUUAGCUAAUCUGCUGAAGAUCAAAAAAAGCCAUUCAACCCCCUUCAACGUUCUGUUGCGAAGCUUGCGCACAGCAGCAGUAGCCAUUAGGCUUAACGAUCAUAACAUUUUCAAAGCUGGCCAUCCAGAGGCAACUCGAAAGCGUCAAGUUAAAAGUCAACCGACCGUCAAGAUGAGAGUCGAAAUCAAAAGCGCUGCAAAUUUUCUGACGAAUCUCCUGAGGGUGAAGAAGGGAGAUACCGUACAGAAUAUGAACAUUCACCAACUGGAACAGUUUUGCAGCAAGCUGGAAGAUAUGCUUUGUCAUCACUACCAACAACACUGGUUUCCCGAAAAACCUUUCAAAGGUAGCGGAUACAGAUGCAUCCGGAUCAAUCAUAAAAUGGAUCCCAUCAUUUCGAAGGCUGGAUUAGAAUGCGGAUUUGACGAGGAGAAACUUCGGCAGCUCUUUCCCGACGAGCUGACACUGUGGAUCGACCCCAAGGAGGUCUCGUACAGGAUCGGCGAGAAUGGCAGCAUUUGUGUCCUCUUCGACGAAAGAACUGUGAAGAAAACUUGCCAAGUCUCAAAUUCUUGGGAUAGGAGCCCUACGAGGACUGUCACGAUAACUGUAAAUCGGAACGACAAUUCCGACAACUCCAUGUCCGAGGAUGAUUGUGGUAGUCCGAUGAGUAUGUCGCCGCCCUCUCCCGUGUUCGAUCGAAUGCCUUCGUGCAAAGAAAGCAUGCGGGGAACAGGCUCUAAUUGGGACUCAUUCAUCAUGGAUCCUCGCAACAUCAAUUACGAACUCUCAACGUACGUUUCAAGCUAAAAGCGAUUCAAUUGCAAAAAAAAAAUAAAUAAUUAUGCUAAUUUUCCCCUCGCCAAACGACCAUCAUCCGUUCUCCAUUGGAGAAUGCGAUAUAUUGUGAUCUUCGAUAAUAUAAACAAAAAAGACUUGUAAUAUACCAUCAUUGAUACAUUUUAUCACAUUCAUCUUAGAAGUUUUGGCCAAAUUUUCUUUGGCCAUUUUUAACUAGCAUCCGAGUGAUAAUGCUAUAAAAUGUGAGGUAAAAUUAUCUUGACUAUCGUGAUCCUGGAAGUACAAAGUAAAAUUUAAUCAAGGGACCACCUAUGUGAUAAUUCCAUAAUCAGCUGGUUUCCCGUGAAACAAAAUUCUACAAUAGUUAAAAUUUUCACAUAUGUAAUGAUGGUCGUUUUUUAAAAUUUUUAACUAAAGUAAGUUGCCUCUUAACACAAUGGUAAAGUUAACAAUUUCUCUACUCGAAACGGCAUAAUUUGUUGUAAUCAGAAAUGUUUAUCCUAUUACCAAUAAAGUCUUGAAAAUGAAUAAAAAUUACCUACCUAAUUUUUAAAAUAGUUUUUUUUUCAAACUAAUGUAAACAAAGUGCUUAUUUGGUUAUCGAUUGAUGCAAAAAUCAAUCUUGUGCAUAUUUAAAUGCAUAAUUAAACAAGAUUAAAAAGUUCUUUUCCAAAUUAAAAUAAAUUGCGAAAUUAAUGUAUCAACUCAUUAGAGCAGAGUAUGAUUUUCAGUUCCAUCAAAAUUUAAAAUUCAAGCAAGAGGUACAAAAAUGGCAAUUAAGUAAAAAAUUCAAUUAUCCAUAGUAUAGAAAUUUAUCAUAAGAAGGUGUUAACUUUAACAAAAUAAAAGAGGCUGCUUAACUUUUGGGUAAAAAUUUUCUAAAAAAUGAACUAUCUUUGCUAAUUUCUUAGCUUUAAAAGUUAUUUGCUUUCCUGAUUUAUUAAAUGCAUUUGCACACACAGGACUGAUUACUCUGGAUAUCGACCUGGAAUGGAUAAACUACGCUCUUGAUUUUCCUUGAGAAAUGAUUGCUCUGGAAAAACAAAAUGGAAUAUUUUCUACUCUUAUGAAAUAUAUUAAAUUAUUCUUUUUGCAUGCCUAAAUUUUAAUAUCUGCAAAUACUGCAAUUUUGAAAAUAUUUAAUAAUUAUCCACUUUAUCGUAUGUAACUAUGAAAAAUGAUUUAUUCUCUAGUUUUUUGAAGUGCUAUUGUCUUCAAUCAUUUAUAUAUGUGCACCAUUUAUAUAUUUUUUAAAGUCUCUGAAAAAUAAUGGCAAUUUUUUCCCCUUAAGAAAACUAGAUAUAAUAUUUCCAAUGUAAUCCUAUGGAAAGCUAAAAGCAACUGAAAUAUACAUAAAUAAAAAUUUUUAAGGCAUUUUAAAAAUAUUGCAAUAUUUUUAAAAAUCAGCUUGAAGUUUUUGUUUUCUAUGUAAAAGAAAUAAAUACCUAGUCAUGCAUAUAUAUAUACUGCUUCUCAUUCCAAAAGGAUAUUUUGCAAUCUUUUUUUUUCUUCACAAAAUUGCAGUAUUAAAAUAACUGCUUAAUGUUUUACUGUAAGUGUAAUUCUCCCUGCUGUAAGUUAAGAAAAUUAAGUCAGCAGCACAAUUUAUUUUAUAUUGUGAUUUUUGUUAUUCCAUUGAUUUUUAUUAUUAUUUUCUUUUUUAAGUAGAGACAGACCUGUAGUACGAUAGUUAUGUCUAUGAGUUAGAUUCCAGCAGGGAUGGGAGACUUUUUUUCACAUUAAUUGUAAUCUGCCAUUAUGUGGUAUUCAAUCCCCCCUUCCCCCCAUUUUUUGUCAAUUAUGUUUUUGUUCUCUGCAUGGUUUCCAAUUGUAUAAUAUCAUAAGUUUUUAAAAUUCAUUGGUGCAAGUAGUCUUUGUUUGUAUUUAUAUAUAUUUUAGCAUUUGUUUUGUGAUUUGAUUUUUAUGAAUUUUUAUAUUGAACUAUUCUUUGAUUUUCUGAUAUGCAUUGUUUGACCGAAGUUAGCCACUUUGUUCCGAUCUAUUUAAAAUUUAAUUGACUCAUAUUUAGAGAGUUUUCAAUUAUUAUUAAAGUUAUUUUUGAUUAACAUCUUAUUUUUAAAAUUCUGUAAUAAGAUCAACUUCUAAUGUUUUUACUCCAAUACAUGCUUUUAAUACUUAAAUAUUGUAGGUAUGUAGCAUUCUUUACGGAUGUUUUUUUUAAACAUUUGAAAACAAAAUCAAAUUUACUAGUAUUUUGUGAGAUGUGGAAUCAAAAAUCAAUCUGUUAAAAUUUUCUAGCAUGUUCUUAAUGAAUUAUUUACAAUAAUUUUCUUCAACUAAUUGUGCUUUUCAACAGUGUGUUUGGAGGGCAAAUUCAGAAACAAUUAAUAAAUUAAUUUUAAAGAAGUGACAAAAAGAAAAUUUUAAGACGCUGCUAAAAUUUUUUUUCUAAUAUUUUAUAUUUGAUUUUUAAAAACUGCUUUUUUUUCUUCAAUUGUGUUUUUACAUUUUUCAUAUAAAUUUUACUGCAAAUCAAACAUUGAAAAAAAAAAGGCCUAAAUAGACUUGUACACGUAUCAAUUUAUAAUUCAAAAAUAAAGUUAGAAUUUAAAAAAAAAGUAUGAAGCUAAGUAUCUUGUUUCAAUGUCAUUGUUUGAAGUGAAGAAACAAGUAUAUUUUAUUGCAUUAAAAAAAUUAAAUUGUUAAAUUCAACUGCAGUUUCUCAACAUAUUUUGCUUUAAGUUUAAACUUAAUCUUAUGUGAGGUGUGUUAAUCAAGCAUUUUCAAUCAUUUUAAUUAUGCCUAUGUACUGUUUUGUCCUUUUCCAAUUCAUGUUCUCAUCUAGAUUGUGCCAUUUUACCCUCUGGUGCUACUAGCCACUGACUACUCACAAAGAAAAUGACAGUCCUUAAGCAGAGUAAAUAGUACAAGACAAGGUACUGACUAAUUGUUCACAGAUUAUUUGUAACUUGUUUUCAAAUUUUUUCCUUUAACUAGUCAAAACAAACUGUAAAAUGUUGCCAAAAUCAAUGUUGUUAAAAGUCAAAAUUUUAUGUUUAAUUUAUCGACAAAACAAACCAUGAAAUUACAUCAUAAAAGAAGAAUUCUGCCAGGUUAUAAAAUUUACCCAUCAACAAUUGUUGCUAAUACCUUACCCCUUUGCUGAGAUGGAAUGGAAAGGGUAGAAUUUAUUUACAAAAUAAAUAAACAAAUGAUUAGCAUCACGCGCUGGCGCGAGAUCUUCUGCGAAAGUGUUGAAAUAUAAAAUAUUUCUCCAAAUAAAAUUUAAAAGACCAUUAAUUAACAUGAAAAGUUCCAAUCAAACCUCAAAUUAAAAAAAAAAAGAGCAGAAAGGGUAACUGCUAUUUCAGCAAUGGGACAUUUUUCAGCCAUCUCAACAUGUACCACAUCAUGAAAAAAAAAUAACAAA